Messenger RNA from Mastomys coucha (southern multimammate mouse), 1631 nucleotides. RefSeq names its product prickle planar cell polarity protein 4 (gene Prickle4). The transcript is spliced from 8 exons. Lineage: Eukaryota; Metazoa; Chordata; Mammalia; Rodentia; Muridae. Gene Ontology annotation, molecular function: zinc ion binding. The record is from RefSeq and is a predicted model, not a curated record. The coding region runs from base 493 to 1602 and encodes 369 amino acids.
AGAAGAGGAUCUGAGGAGACUGGACCGGACUCGGAAUCCAGGAGGGGAAGUGGCGAGGGACCACUGGCGACAAAGGGGAGGGCUGUCGAGGCCCGCAGAGGGGGCGGGGCUUAAGCCGGGGACGGGCCGAGAGACUCGGGACCUUUCGCAGCUUGGCGGUGGUGCAUCGCGUCGCCAAGUCCACGGGUGCCUGUGCCCUUCCUACCCAGAGACCCACAAGCACUUUCCUCGAUCUGAAGCACCCGCCUUGUCGGGGCCACGUGGGGGCGCGGCAGACGGCAGGUUUCCUGUACUGCGCUGGCGCUUAGCCACACAGAGACCCUUUCGGAUUCUUGAUUCCCACUCCUAAACCAGCAGCUAGACAGGGACCCCAAGAGAACUCGCCUUCCACCUCACUGAGAAGGGCUCAUCUUUUCUCUACUGCAGUAGUUAGUUCCACCCAAGGACGCCCUGAUCCCAUCCGGACUGUGGCUAAACAGGUGACUGUCACCAAUGUCAGUUCAGAAUUCUGACUGGUCCCUCCAACAGGAUGGUCCUAUCUUCAGGGAGCCAGAUCCACCAGUCCACACAGACAGUGACUCAGUCCACCAGCCAGUGGAGGACUAUGCAGAUAACUUGGCUCAGGCUCCUACAUGCUCGAGGUUGGGCCCACCUUGCCUGGAUAUCAACCAAGCUUCAAACUGGCCUGGCUUUCGGACCCUCCUGCAACAGCUCCCUCCACAGGACAGUGAUGAACGCUACUGUCUAGCCCUAGGGGAGGAGGAACUGGCCCAGCUUCGACUCUUCUGUGCUCAGCGGAAGCAGAAAUCCCUGGGACAGGGGGUGGCCCGUCUACUGCCUCCUAAGCUGGAAGGAUAUACCUGUGAGAGGUGCAAGAAGCUGCUGACUCCAGGGGAGUGUGGAGUGUUCGCCGCCAGGGCUGGUGAGCGGUGCUGCUGGCACAGACCCUGCUUUGCUUGCCAGGCCUGUGGCCAGGCCCUCGUAAACCUCAUCUACUUCUACCAUGAUGGGCACCUGUACUGUGGCCGGCAUCAUGCAGAGUUGUUACGACCUCGAUGUCCAGCUUGUGACCAGCUGAUCUUCUCCCAGCGCUGCACUGAGGCUGAGGGACAGCAAUGGCACGAGAACCACUUCUGCUGCCAAGACUGCGCAGGGCCCCUGGAUGGGGGACGUUAUGCCCUGCCGGGGGGUAGCCCAUGUUGCCCCAGCUGCUUUGCGAGACGCUACAGAAGUGCGGGCUCUAGCUCAGUAGCGGCAGCGGAAGGACAAGCAUCCCUUGGGGAAGAAGGACCUGAUCCAAGCGUCGGCUGGAACCGUGCCUCCUCGAGUGACAAGAUCACCUCCCGAGCUGCUCUUCCCUCGGCAGUUACCAGUCUCACCCUGGAAACCCCGAGUGGGGCGUCCAAACGGCAGGAUAGAGACGGCCCACAGACACCCGGGGAUCCCAGAGACGGCAGCCCCUGCCCCACCUGCUCCUCUUCCUCUGAGUCGGAACCCGAAGGCUUUUUCUUUGGCCAGCGCCUUCCAGAUCCCUGGAAAACCCCCGAAAGCCUCCAAGCAGACGGCAGAGACCCCUCCAGGAAGCACUGCACCAUUUGUUAGUGGCGCGGCCUGGAGACCUGGGUAGUGGG